AUGCCAUAUCCAAAGGUGUCUAUAAGGUUCUGCACCAGAUGCAAAUGGAAUUUGCGUAGUGCAUGGUACGUGCAAGAGCUUUUGCAAACUUUCCAGGACUCUUUAGCAGAGGUAUCGUUGAUUCCCGGUGAAACAGGCGAAUUUCGAGUGCUGGGAUACAAGACGGAGGAAGGGGAUGAAGUUGUGUUGUGGGACCGUAAGAUUGACGGGGGGUUCCCAGAUAGCAAGUUUUUGAAACAGAGAGUCAAAUCGCGUCUUUUGGAGGAUGUUAGCGUUGGUGCUCAUGUGGCAAGGGAGACGAAAUCUACGACUCUGGUUUCCGGUGAAGAGUGUGGACAAUGCGUUGAUUGCGUUUAA
Molecule: messenger RNA, 357 nt
Organism: Lachancea sp. 'fantastica'
Lineage: Eukaryota; Fungi; Ascomycota; Saccharomycetes; Saccharomycetales; Saccharomycetaceae
Source: the annotation of a GenBank genome assembly